CCCACACAGAGAGAGUUAGUCACUCAUGCUGGCUACUUGAGCGUCCCUCUCCUUCAGUCCACAUAUAGUCGACUACGCAUUCUCCGUGCCCUCCAUGCUGAAAUUCAACCGUAGCAAGAUGAGCACAACGUGACAGUCUAGUCCAGGAGCCAGAUGCAGCAGUAGAUCGACUCCCAAAAUGCCUGCAUCACGACCGCAAGCUUCAUUUGAGCCCAUAUCGCCUCACUAUGAUCUUCACUCGCUCGUCGAAAACAAUAAGAACUUUGAAUAUGCAGCUCGAAUCUCUAUGGACAAGAUUGAAGAGGGAGGUUUAGCAAUGUUCGAGAGGCUUGUGUCGUUACAUGUCAUCCAGGGAGGCAAACCGCUUGUAAUUGACGGGUUACAGAAUCGAUUUGACCCAUGGCUCUUUACGACAAAAUGGCUAAUUGCGAACCAUGGUUCAAAGCAGGAGAAUGCAUGGAAUCUCACAACUCAGGAGAACAUCCCCGUCACGAUCGGACAUUAUCUGAAGAAUAUGGCGAAGCUCGCGAAUCAAUUUUUCGAGCGGCCAGAUAGUUACAAAGACAAGAAGUCCCAACGUGUUUACUUAAAAGAUAUCGAUUGUCCCCCUGUAUGGCAGGAGCAGUUACGUGAACACAUACCUCAGAUUCUGUUUUAUUGGAAUGAUGGUACGGGGGAAUUGGGCGGUGCCGGGGCCCUAGAUGAAGACAUACCAGGCGUCGGGCGCAGGAAAGGCAGAGGAAUUGCGCCAUCAGGCGAUUUGAUGUCCUCUUUGCCGCAAGCCAUGCGCGCAGAAAACCUCAUGUGCUAUAUUGGUCAUGAGGGUACAUAUACACCCGCCCACAAGGAGAUGUGCGCAUCGCUUGGCCACAACAUUAUGGUCAACACUUCCUCGACUUUUGAUGAGGAUGGCCAGCCUGAAAAACCGGGCUCGUCCAUUUGGUUCAUGACAGAGACCAAAGACCGGCACAUUGUGUCUGAGUAUUGGCUGACCGUGCUUGGCCAUGAUAUAGAGAUUGAAAAGCACUUUGCCCAGGUGGCUGCCUGGCGGAAUGCACCAUUUAAGGUGUAUGUUGUCGAGCAGCGUGUCGGUGACUUCAUUCUUAUCCCUCCUCUAGCAGCGCAUCAAGUAUGGAACCGUGGAACCCGCACCAUGAAAGUUGCAUGGAAUCGCACGACUGUGGAGACACUUGAAAUGGCCCUAAACGAGGCACUUCCGAACGCACGAAUGGUAUGCCGAGACGAGCAGUACAAAAACAAAGCAAUAGUUUACUACACCCUCCAAAAAUACUCACGACUUCUUUCUCAGGCCCGCCUUCUCUCUAUGCGCUCCGCACACGAAAGCAAAGCCAUUGGUGCUUCCUGCAAGGUGCGCCAGGUCCAAAAGGAUUUUCGACGGCUUUUCGAGUUAUUCAAAAAAAUAAUGCUUUCUGAAUCGUUCGGUCCAAGUACGCUCUCUAACGACAGCCAGCCUGAAUUCUUGGAAUACGAUUCAAAUGUGGCAUGCUCUUAUUGCAGGGGAAAUAUAUUCAACCGCUUCCUCACUUGUAAGACGUGCGUGGAUUUUUUCAAUACCGGGAUAGACGAGCCAUACGAUCUUUGCAUGGAUUGUUUUGUCAUGGGACGUUGCUGUAGGUGCCAGAGCAAAUACAAGUGGGUAGAGCAGUGGCACUGGAAAAAUCUGCUUGCGGAGUAUGAAGAGUGGAGGCAUCAGAUCUUGGAAAUGGAUUGCUUACCGACUGACAAGAUUCCAUUGCCACUAGAAGAGGAAAGGAAACUAUUGCAAAAGAAGACCCUUGCGCAAGUCUGCAACGAGCAACUUGAAAUUCGCCCUUGGGUCGACAUCAAGAAGAAGAAGAGAAGAAAGGGCAGUGGGGAACAACUCGACGAUGAACUCGAGCUGAAUAAAAACGGCACCAUGCAGAAAACAAGGAAGAAGACAUCGAACAACACAAAGAACUGUCACUCAUGCCGCCAUCACCAUCCGAAGUGGAUGAUGACUGAGUGUACCAUGUGCGAGCGUGGUUGGUGCUAUGGCGUUCUCUGGCGCGCGUACGACAUGCACCCUUUAUCCGUGAUGGAGGAUCUACGAUGGGAGUGUCCACAUUGCCAACGUAUAUGCUCAGCAGGAGCGUGUCGCAAAAGUCCACGGCAAUCCCCGUAUGAGCUGAAAGGUACUCUAUUGGGACACGAUACGCGCAAAGUGGCAGAUGUGAGGAGUAUUGAAUGCUUGGUUGACUUCGAGAAAGCAAAUCUGAAUCAUCUGGGAGUGGGCGUUGACAGGCAUUUAAGCAAUACUGAGAUGAGAUUGCUGAGACCCCAGUGGGAGACGGAGUUGGCGAGGCACAAAGGGAUGGAAAAAAGUUGUUGGGAUGAAUAUAACGAUCAUUUACCAUACGGAGACGACGAUUUUGAUUCGACUAUAGGGGAAGUCUCCGUACCAGAUCGGAAGGUGAGCACCACGCGAUCCAGCGAUACAUUUAUGGCGAUUGGACAUGAAGAGUCUCUCCAUUAUGGCGGAGGUAACGAUAAUAGCAACGGCUACCGGAAUCCUGCUGCUGCUAUGCUUCGAACUGUGAAGGUAGCCACUUCAGCUAUCUCGCCUGUCUCCAACUUCUCUAAAACAAAGCGACAUAAUAACGGCGAUGGAGAUUUCGUGGAACAGAUCAAACUUGUUACAUCAAAGAAACUCGAGGUCGCGGAUAAGGAACGAUCUUUGGCCAAAAAUAAGGCAAACUGGCAGUAUUUGCUUCCACACGAGAACAGUCGACUUGAGCAAGCCCGGAGAGAGGGACGGUAUAUUCAAGUCCUAGCAUCGCUCAAGGGACUCGAGUGCGUUGUCAAGUUAACUGUCAAUGGCGAGAAAUUACGAGAGAUUGUCGAGCGACCAUCGACAACCAAUAGGGUCAGAAGUUCUCACAAAGAAUCUGCGACAAGUAUGGUGCUACAGUCUAAUAUUUCACUAAAUGUGGCGGCGCCGAGCACAUAUGCUAGGAAUGACGAGCCCAAUUCUACUAAAAAGUUCAAAAUACGCGAUGAUGAUGAUGAUGAUGAUCAUGAUGAUGCCUUCGAUGGUGCUUGUCGGAGAAGAGCAAAGAAGAACCAAAGAUAUGAAGAAAUAGAUAUUGAUUCUGAGGACGAAGACAAAGACAACGAAAGCCAAUACCAUCUAUCUGUUGAGUCGCGCUCGAAACAUUGGACACGCAAACAUCGAAAUGCCGGCGAUGAAGAACUUUCAAACGAGUUACUCAGCACUACCAAAAACAGUAGUUCAAAACGACAGAAGAGGAAAUGUGGCAAGAAACAGUCAGUAAGACGCAAAAAAAUGCCGUUUGUAACGGAGUCACUGAAGAUCAGAUCACCAAUUCGUGCAAGCCCUGGUGGCAUUUCGACGUUAGAGAUUGGCAGGAGACACAAAAACCCUUCAAAAGCUGAGGCAGAAGCAAGUAAUAUUGAGCUCGCAAGAGCAGCCAUGAAGAUGCAUGAAAAUCUUUAUGAGAAGCUAAGAGAUUGCUGAGGUACAUGGCCAUAGUGAAGACGGGAGCGGGGACAAGAGCGCGG
Messenger RNA from Verruconis gallopava, 3561 nucleotides. RefSeq lists its product as uncharacterized. The transcript is spliced from 2 exons. The record is from RefSeq and is a predicted model, not a curated record. Bases 179 to 3517 code for a protein of 1112 amino acids. Lineage: Eukaryota; Fungi; Ascomycota; Dothideomycetes; Venturiales; Sympoventuriaceae.